Molecule: messenger RNA, 1599 nt
Organism: Naegleria lovaniensis
Lineage: Eukaryota; Heterolobosea; Eutetramitea; Acrasida; Naegleriidae
Exons: 6
Coding region: 1-1599 (532 amino acids)
Cellular component (GO): ciliary base; axoneme
Source: RefSeq, a predicted model, not a curated record
AUGGGAUUUACGGCACAUUCAAAUUUGAACGAACACGACCAUGAAGGUCAGCAACCACGUGUCGCCACGAAACGACAUCCGAUUAUUCACGGAUUGAUUGCCUUCUUGCAGAGUCCAUUCUGGAUCAAUCCCAUUCAGAGUUUUAUUGAUGAGAAUUGUUUGUUUUUUGAUGGAGAGGAAGAAAAUUGUUUGGAAUUAACCCAGGUUCAUGAGAGGUUCCGAGAAUUGAUAGAGAACUUGUUGGAGUUUUUGCUCGGGGAGAUGCAUGUAUCGCAUGAGGAGUUUGUUAAAGUUCUAAUGGCUGAAACCAAUGACGCAACACUGGGUCAAGCAUUGGAGCACAUCAUGGCUAUGGAUGAUUAUUUGAGUUUCAGAAAAAUUAUGGAAAGAAGAAAUCUUCAAUUGGAGUGCGAAGCUUUAGAUACUCUGAAAAAGAAAGUCAACCCAACUGAGGAAGAUGAUGAGGAAUUACGUAAAGUGUUGGAGCUAUCUAAAAGAGAGCACGAAGAACUCAUGAACCAAAAGAAAACAGUUGCCGAAAAAGAGGAAUAUGAUUUGGUUAUUGGAGCAUCUUUGUCUGAGCAUGAAAGAGAACUUGCAGAAAGGCAACGACAAUUGGAGCAAGCAGAGCUAGAGAUGGCAAUUGCAAUUUCUUUGUCACUUCAAGAAGAACAAAAACGAAGAGAACUUGAAGAAGAGGAAAAGCACAACGAGGAAUUACUAAGGAAGCAAGUGGAAGAAGACUCGAGAAGACAGAUGGAAAAAGAGAAAGAACGCCUGGAACUGGAAGAAAGACAACGACAGGUUCAACAAGAACAAGAAAAAAGAAAGCUGUUGGAACGCCUGGAACAAGAAAAACAACGACAACAGAAAGAAUUAGAGGAAAAGAGCAAAAGAGAAGAAGAGCGGUUGCAUCUUCAGGCAGUGCAGCAAGCAGAAGAGCAAGACCUUCAGAAACAAAACGAAAAAUCGCAACAGAAGCAGGAGGAUUUAUUUAGGUUUAACUUUACUAGCCCAAGAUCAGAUGAAACCAUUAAAGAAGAAAUGCUCAGAAUUCAAAAAGAAAGGGAUGUGUUACAAAAAUUGUUGGCUGAAAAAGAAAAACAAAAAGAAGAGGAUAUCACAAAAGAAAAGUCCACAAUAGAUGCUGUUCACACUACGAGAAAAAAGAAAAAGGAGGAACUAAAGGAGGCAAAAGAGAGACUUGUGGAAAAGAAAAAACAAGAACGAGAAGAAAAGUUGAGAGAUUUCAAGUCCAAGCUUGUCCUUAAGAAGCAAGGUUCUUCAGACAGCCUCAUGUCCACAACGUCCUCUUUGUCUUCCCCUAGUUCAAGCACUUCAAGUCCAAAGAAUUCAUCUGACGAAGAAGAGGUUGAAUCAAGAAGAAGAUUAAUGAGAGAAGCGCUUUCAAGACGGGUUAAAGAAGACCUAUUGCGGCAAUCUCAACCUCUCCCAGAAAUUCCAACCAAAGAACAACCUAAACAAUUUACAAUGGUUGACACAGAUGCAGCAACUCACCUCAGGUCGCUACUGCAAAACGUAGUUCGAAAUUUGAAAAAUGAGGGAGAAGAGGACUAUGUGUUCAGUGAGACUAAAUAA